AGGGUUUUUUUUAGCGCUGUCAAUCACCCUCAUGCUCACCCCAUCCUGCUUGCUCUAUACUAAGCUAAACUGGUUCACCAUAACAUAGCCUGCCACAAAUGCUAAGGCCAGUUAGCAUAGCCACCAAACAGUUUUCCUGUCAGAGUAAAAUGUUUUUCCACCAUUAGCUCCUUCAGCAUCAUACAGGAGUUGAUUGACAGCGCUAAGGCCUUCCCCCUGACUCUGAUUGGUCGUUUUUGACCGGGAGCGGUGCAGACUGCAGUAGUAGGUUGGGGAGGAGAUUAUCUCUCUCAUAUUAUACUGUCACAACUUGGUGACAGUUUUAAAUUAAAAUUUUUUGUAAAAGUUACAAACUGCAGCUUUAAUCUUCAGUCUCACUGAGCCAACAUUUUAAAGACACCUUCCUUCAGCUGCAGUGCUUCAGUUGUAACUCUGACUGUAAAUUCCUGCAGGACAGAUUAUUUUAGGAUUGCUCUGUAUUUUGUUGCUUCCCUGACAAGCGUUCCCACAGCAUGAUGCUGCUGCCACCAACGUUUCACAGAGGGGAUGAUGUGUUCAACAUGACUGUAAAUCUUCUACGAAACACAUUUUUAGUCUCAGUUUGCUGUUUGCAUAUGAAGACUGUUCAGCACUUCGGUCAGUUUUGUUGUUUUAAAAAUGCUUAUGGAUAAAUUUGGCUUGGCUCCAGACUUAUUCCGGACCUCGUGGUUGAUUCUCCGAUUAAAGCUGUCUCUUCCCAGCCUGGUUCAAGUGGGCAGCCAUGUCUUUGUAUUUCUGUCAGGCUCUUUCAGAUGAUGGAUUGAACUUUGCUUUGAGAUAUUAAACGCUUGGAAAAUUGUUUUAAACUCUAAUUCUGAUUUAAAUUUCUCCACAACUUUAUCUUUGACCUCUCUGUUGUAUUUCUGUCUUCUUAAUGAUGUCUGUUCACUGAUAUUUGCUAACAAGCUUCUGAGGUAUUUAAAGAAUAACUUCAUACUGAGAUUAAAUUACACACAAGUGGCUAUAUUAACUAAAAAAGUGACAUUAGAUUUUGUACUUAGCGAUGUCGGUGGGGCUGAAUACCAAUGGACUUUACACUUUUGGGAUUUUAUUUGUGAAAAAUAUGCAUUAAUUUGUGUUUGUUUAUCUCAUAAAAUCCUUACAAAAUACAGUAAUGUAGUUAUAAUGUGAUCAAAUUGUUUUGGCACUGCCUCAUUAUUUUAUGGACAUACUUGCUGUCAGCAUAACUCUUAUAUUACUGAAAGCUGAGGCGUUUGUGACAGUCUGAUGUGGUUUAUAAAGCAUCCAUUAGCACAGAGUUGUGCUUUUAUUAGGCUGCAUUGUUCUGCUUUACGUUGCAAAAGAUGUGCAUGCAAAGAGUAUUUGAGCUCAUUCAACAGCCUUUGCCUAAGACUGUCAAGCAGCUGUCAGCAUUUCUCUUCAUCUUGCUAUUUCACCACAUCUUCCACAUUUCCUCGCCCUAAACGUCCAAGCAGGAGUCAGUUCACAUUAACCUCAAUCUCUCCUCACCUCCACACACUGUUUCAUUGAGUCUCUGAAGCUGUCAGUCUGCGCUGCACCUUUGUGUCUGCCUCCAUUUUUUGUUCUCCUCGCACAGCUUUCAGUGAACACUGUCAAUGUUUUUAUUUUUUUGGGGUGGGGAAGAAUAUGCCUCCAACCUAAAAGUCUAAAGACAGGUGGACACCAGUGGAAACAUCCAGGAUUAGAGAGAGAGAUGUUGUCAGAGAUGUUGUCGUCUCUUUAAUGCACCUGAGAGACGAGUGAAAGGAGGAUGGGUGUGCAGUGAGACAAGGAAGCAUGACUGAAAAAUGACCGGUAGUAAACAGAAAAGAAACGGUGACAGAGAGAAAAGGAGAGCAGAAAUGACAGCCGCAUUAUCACUCUGCCUCCUCAUUCAAACACCACAAGUAAACGCUCUGCUCUGGCUCGUCUCAUUGGCUGCACCUCCAGCCAAUCAUAGCUCGGGAAUGCAAGGUGCCUUUAGGUUAUACCCAACCCCAAAAUAUGAGGGAGAGACAGAGAGAGGCAUGCUGUAGUGCAGAGGUUCCUCCUGUGAGGCGAGCCUCCUUGUGUCUGGUGUUCCUCCUGCAUCACAGAGAAUAAAUUACAGGCUUCCUUGCAGCAGCUUGAGUGCAUGUUGUGUUGCAGCUCAGGCUGCUGGGCUUUCUCCUCCGUCAACAGCUGGCUGAGCCGAGUGUCGAGUUCAGAGGCAGAGAAAGGUUUUUGCAAGGACGAGGAGGACGAAGAGGGGAACGAGGUUAGGGGCUAGAAAAAGUGAAAGUUGUGAUGGUGAUUGGGUUUUUCCACCUUGAGUUUUACGAGUCAGAAAUGUAGGGCGCCAAAGAUUUGAGUCAUCCCUUCAGCUGACUGAGGAGUAGAGGAGUGAAACGGGAAGACAACGUGGGAAACAGAAGUGGAAGGAUUCAGGAUGAUCCUGGGAAGUGUAAACCGACCGGCGCCGGUCCCUGCCUUCCUCAGGAACCCACCUGUCCUCCCGCCGCCUCUGGACAUGAAGCCUUUCCUCCAGUUUCCCCUGGAGUCGCCUCAUCCAGCCGGCAUCAGCCUCUUCCACAACUUUAACGCUAUGGACCCGGUCCAGAAAGCUGUGAUGACGCACACCUUCGGGCCGCCUAUUGUGAAAACAAAGAGGCCGAUAAUCUCCUGCAACGUUUGUCAAAUACGCUUCAACUCAGAGAGUCAAGCAGAGGCGCACUAUAAAGGGAACCGCCAUGCUCGAAGGGUGAAGGGCAUUGAGACGUCUAAGACAUCACGUCUCCAUGAUGGAGACAAACAGCAACCUCAGCCUCCAUCCUCGCCCUCCCCACCCGGCCUCACGCCGUCCAGCCCGAUAUCUGAUCCUAAUCCCAACAAGCGGGAUGAUCCUCAGUCCUGCCCCAGCCUGAAAGAUUCACCCUUGACCCCUAACCACCUCCCAACAACUCAGAUGAACUCAGCAGACGCAGAGUCGUCUGUCGGCACACCUCUGCCAUCCUCUCCCUCCUCCUCGGCAACACUCAGCAGCUCCUCUGGGGACCCAGCAGCGGCCGUUCUACCUGACACCCCCUCCCCGGCACCAAGCCCGUCUUCAGGAGAGUCAGAGGAAGAAAAAGCCAAAAAGCUGCUCUACUGCUCUCUCUGCAAAGUAGCUGUUAAUUCCCUUUCACAGCUGGAGGCUCAUAACAAAGGAACCAAACACAAAACUAUCCUGGAGGCUCGAAGUGGACUGGGACCCAUCAAAGCAUACCCUCGCCUGGGUCCCAAACCCAGCCCUGAUCAGGGAGGCGAGCUCUCCUCUGAUCCAAACACUCAGGAACGCACCUUCCACUGUGAGAUAUGCAACGUCAGAGUCAACUCUGAGCUGCAGCUUAAACAGCAUAUAUCGAGCAGAAGGCAUCGGGACGGAGUUGCGGGUAAACCUAAUCCUCUUCUCAGUCGGCACAAGAAGCGCACAGACUUUAUGGAACUUCCAAAAACCCUAGGGCCUGGACUUUUACCCAGUCCUCUGGCUGUCGCCGCAGCGAUGGCGGCAGCAGCGUCGUCAAACCAACUGGCCCUACGGCCUCCUGGGCCGACCUCCCACCCUCACCCACACCUGCUACAGGGAACGCCCCUCAGCCUGCUGAGGCCAGCCCCGGGUCCCAUCCGCACCACACACGGGCCCAUCCUCUUCACUCCGUACUAACGGUGAACGAAUGGAGAAGAAUCAGCAAGAAGCACACUGUGAACUGGAGGCAAUCAUGUGCCAUUGAGAGCCAAACUGGCUGGUCUGGCUGCACUUUUUAUUUUAUUUAUAGAAGAUAUAAAUAUUACUCCUCAAUGUGUUGAGAUGUUUCUAUCCUCUCGAGUUUUCCUUCAACACCUGAGCAUCAGCUGGUGAUCAAAAUCUACGAGCUGAUUGUUUGAAGAGGACGUCUUCGAGUCUGCAGCUAGAUGUCUUCAACUCUUACACAAGUGUCCAAAUGCAUUCAUGCUUCUUGAAGUUUUUUAACCGUUUCACUGGGAUUUUAUGUGACGGACCAACACAACGUUCACAAAAUAACACAAAAAAGAAAUCUGAAAACGGUAGUGUUCAUUUGUUUUCAGCCCCUCAAAGUAAAAAUGUCCAGAACCACAUUCUGUCGCCGUUUUUCUAUCAACUUUUUAAAUAAAGAAACUCAAAUCUUUGCUCUUUCUUAUAAAGCCCAAUCUCAGUCAGACUGGAGCAUCUGUACAUGUCUCACUGCAGAAACAAAAUCUGAAACUAAAACUAAAUCUGAGUCGGUCAGAUUUAGUUCUGGACUUUGCACCAAAGUGUUAUUUUGGUUAAUUUUGGUAUCAAUCUGAUGCCAGGUAAAUACAGGGCCAGUACCGCUGAUACAAAUACCGAUAUUAAUUAUUUAAGCAUGACAGCAUCAAACUUUUGUGGUUUUUCCUUUGAAUUAUUUUGUUAAUUCAAAACAAACAAUUCUAGGACAGAAUUUAGAUAAAGUAUGUUGGUGUCUACAAAAUACUUUAAUAACAUAUUUACGUGAUGAAGAGAAACAUUGAAAAAUCAAAACAAAUUUGUGUGCAGUUUUCUAAAUAAAGUGCAAAAAAAUAUCAAUUGAGAGCAAAUUGAAGAAAAAUAAAUUAAGGUAGAAUUGAGAAUCUACAGUACAAAAAUGAAAUAUCAUUUCAAGAGGGAAUCUGAAACUAAAGGAUCAAUCUUAUCCUGCAUGUAUCAAUCCAAUACUCAUACCACUUUGGUAUUGAUAUUAUCAAUAUUUUACACCAACCUGUACAGUAUUCAGCAACUCUGGCCAGAUUUUCAGUCUCUUCCCAAGAAAAUUGUUCACACACAAUGAUGCUGCCACCACCAUGUUUCACAGUGGUGAUGAUGUAAUCUGGAUCAUAUAAUUUGGAUCAGUCAUUUUCUUCCACACAAAGUUCAAAAAGUUCAAUUUGGCCUCAUCAGAUCAGAGCGCCUUCUUCCCUGUGCUUAUUGUGUCACCUAUGUAGAUUUUUAGCAGACUACAAAUUUGACUUCUUUUGACUUUCUUUCAGCAAAAUUUCUCAGUUGACGCUCUCUAACAGAAUUUAUUAAGGCAAUUGGUCGCUGUUAACUUUUUUAGGAGUAUCGGGGUAAAGUGGCUCAAAGACAAACGCACCAUCUUCUUUUUUUUUUUAGAAAUCUUUUGCAUAAACAAGUUUUAAAAACUUGAAUAAUCUGAAUAACCACUUUGUGUUGGUCUAUCACUUAUAAACCCAAGAAAAAAAACACAAACAUAAUGUUCAAAGAAGUUCAAGAGGUAUUAAUAUUUUUGAGGCACUAAGAUCCCAUGUGGCGGACUUAAAACCCUACCUCUCUUUUGUUUAUUAUGUUCAUCUCUCUGCAUUACAGUUUUACAGCAAUUAUAUAAUAAAAACACAGAAUUAGAUCUAGUACAUGCGUCUGGAGUUAGCUGGACUCAUGCCAUAGCUGUCAUCGUAGGUUGGAUUAUACCACUGUAACGUUCUGCUCUUGUGGCUCAUACAAUUAGCAGAUGACUCUGUGGUUUCUGUCUGGUCACCUGUUAAUGGCUGACCUGUAUUUGCCUCUGUGGGACACAAAAAAGAAGCAAAGGGGAAAUAGCAAAUGGUAGGACUUUAUAUUGCAUCUUAAAGCUGAAGUGAUAUACAUAGGAAUUUGUAAAGAAGAAACUGCUGUUGCACUAUGCAGAUGUCAGUAUUUGUUUUUUGUGUUAUGUGUACAAUGCAGUAAGGCUGGAGAAAUUGCUAAAAGAAAGUCAAUAAUUUUUUUUUUUUUUUUUUUUUACUCAAUGAAGACGUUGUACUACCAAUGAACUCUUCCUCAAACCAUUCUGUCAGAAACCUUGCUGAGCGCACAGGAGCGCAUUUCUGGUGUCGUUUUCUCAUCCACUCCGCACAGAAGCUUCUUGAAAUAAGUUUCACACUGUGAGCGCAGCAGGACGACAACUCAUUCAUGACUUCAAUCGCCGGGCUUUCUAACGUGGGCACACAAACACAGAACCACCUUUCACCAGAAACGGCAGUGGAGGACACAGGAACCAGUAGGAACAAAGACACCAGCAGCUAGGGACACACCCAGGACCACAAACACUGAAGAGAAGAUGUAUGCAAAGACAACUAAAGAAACCAAAAACGGUCACAUUUUCGGAUCGUAUUGGACUUGGGUAGCAGUAUUUUUUUCUGUGUACUCUGAUCACCAAAAGUAACUAUCAGAAGCUCUCAGUAAGGAAUUGGGAAUCAUUGGAAGAAAAGUUUAGGAAACGGGAAACGUAGCAAUACCGUAAGCACUUCUGUUACUUUUUUCUUGUCAACUGCAAUAAAAAAGAUGUAGAGAAAUGUAAUAAAUGUUCCUUAGGAGAAGUGUAUUGAAACUUUACUGUAAAUGUAGAUUAUUUAAAAGAAAACAAAAAAAAAAACGAUGAACUGUUCAUGUUGGGGCUUCCUUAUUGUUAGAUUUAAACUAUGAAAUCAUUAAACUGAGUUUAUGGUUAAAAGAAGUGUUGAUUUCUGACUUAUAUUUCAUUUCUAAACAUUUUUAUGCAAGUGCUUAAUGUAACACAUACAAAUUAUUAUAUAUAAAGUAACAGACUAAUUUAAAUAAAAACUCAAAGGAAAUCCAUUAAUCUCGUAUCAGUGCUCUCUGUAUUUUAUGCCCUCCUUUAAAAGAUGUUUCAAAAAGUCUUAAAAUAAAUUUAUAUUUGAUUGCUCUAAGUUGUGAGUUAAGCCCUAAAUUAUUCAAACUCGUGAGAGAAGAAGUGAGAUUAAAUAACAGAUAAAUUACUCAAAAAAUAAAACAAUGUGAAGGAGCAUCAGUUUUGAAAAACUAAUAUAUCUAUUUUAGUCAAGUUUUUAUUUAUUUUCUUCUUUGAGUUACAAUCUAAUUUAAUUGCCUCAAAGCGUUUCUGGAGGAGGAGACAUCAGGAAGAACCGACCGGCCAAUCAGAGGCAGGCUAUUAAUAAUAAUUAAUGUGAUAACAAUGUCACAUUUGACCAAAAAAAAACUAUUUAGACUGAAAUAGAGGAAAAAUUUCAACCAUUUGUUACUCCAGCCAAAAUGCUGUUUUCAUAGUUUCAAACUUAUAAUUAUGGUUAUUGAAAAAAAAGAUUCACAUUUAAGGUUUUACAUUUUAUCGACAUUGUUAUUUUGUGACAUCACUAACUAUAAAAUAUUUCUGUGCUAACUGAAUUGGUGAAUUGAGUUAUACUAUGUUUUUGGUUCACAUUUCUAUUAGUAAUUGUUGAGGGGCAGCAAGGCGUUAAAUAAGUUCAUGUAGGUCAGUGGAGUAGACAAAACAUUUGAAAAAAUAAAAUUAAUAAGAAGUUAGAAAAAUAUGUCAUGAAAACUGUAUAUAAUAUUUGAAGAAGUCGCAUUAUCAGAGGAUGAAAUAUUUUCAGUGAAUGAAACUAAUACUUGUAGAAAGCUGUUCAUCUUCUGACACUGUAAGACAGUCAGACCCACCGCACUGUUUGUCCAAGCUGUCAGUAAAGAACAUUAAAACAAUAAAAAAUAACUUCUGUGGCAUACAGUUCCUUGACAGUAUUACAUUAAAUUGCAAUUUCUACAAUUUAACUACAGGCAGGAGAUAAGAUUGCAUGAUUAUACUUCUCCUUUUUUGCUCUUUUCAACAAGCAUUUUGAUAUUUUUUUUUUUCCUUUUUAUGAUUCAUGACAAGUUACAACAUGUGUCAAUGGAUUGUAGUCAGUCAUAAAUGUACAGCUGACUCAGGAAGCAGCUCCAGUGGUACCUGGGAUUUGUCAUAAAUGAAUCAGGCAGCCAAACAGAGGAAGGACGUUCUCUUCUCUGCCUGCUGAUCAUCAGUCAGAACUUUGCUGGGCAACAAAGUCACAAAAUGCAAAAACAUAAAGCAGUAUAAAUAAUCUAGCAAACCACUGUAUGUAUGUAGAACAGUGAGUUUGUGUGUGUAUUGUAAAUACUAAAAUAAACGUCCUGCAUUGUG
Molecule: messenger RNA, 7946 nt
Organism: Xiphophorus hellerii (green swordtail)
Lineage: Eukaryota; Metazoa; Chordata; Actinopteri; Cyprinodontiformes; Poeciliidae
Product: zinc finger protein 385A-like
Exons: 8
Coding region: 2429-3682 (417 amino acids)
Cellular component (GO): nucleus
Molecular function (GO): zinc ion binding; nucleic acid binding
Source: RefSeq, a predicted model, not a curated record